AACCUCUCUCCCUAUCCAGUCCACAAAUCCAAUUUUUUUUUUAAAUUAAAACUCUCAAUUUCACUAUAUUCCCUAAAAAAAAGAAUUCAUAUUUGCUUUUCUAGAACUCAAAUUAUUUUCAAGUUCUCUGUUUGAUUAUCGAGAAACAUGACUAUUGCUUUAACGAUCGGAGGAAGUGGGUUCUCUGGUCUACCCGGAUCUUCGUUUUCCUCAUCUUCUUCAUCGCUCCGAUUGAAGAACAGCAGACGAAAGGACACGAAGAUGCUGAACAGGAAAGGAGUCAUCUGUUCUUCAUCUUCUGUAAUGGAUCCGUAUAAGACCCUUAGGAUACGACCCGAUUCAUCUGAGUACGAGGUCAAGCAAGCUUUCAGACAACUCGCCAAAAAGUAUCAUCCUGAUGUUUGCAGAGGAAGCAACUGUGGAGUGCAGUUUCAGACAAUCAACGAAGCUUACGAUAUUGUGUUGAAGCAAAUAAAGAAUCAGAUGGAGGGAACAGAGGAGUUUCAGCCAUUCGAUGUCUAUGAAGAGGGAUUCAACGGAAUGAACGAUCCAGAUUGUGACACGUGGGAGGAAUGGAUGGGGUGGGAAGGUGCAGGAACCAGAGACUACUCCUCUCACGUGAAUCCUUACGCGUGAAGACGACGGUGACCGACUUGGCAAUGAUUGUAUGCAGAUAAAUAACAACAGAGAGAGAGAGAGACUGUAAGAUCAAUGUAAAUAGUUGAAAUUGUCUCUCUUGAAUGGCUCUUAAAUGUAAAUAAAGUCAUUUCUAUGUUAUGUAAACUCUCAAAGAUUCAGUGAUUAGCUUAAAAGCUUUCCUGAAUUUGGAUCUAAUGAUAAUAAUUUGGAUUCGAAGUU
Raphanus sativus (radish) is the source of this 858-nucleotide messenger RNA. RefSeq names its product chaperone protein dnaJ 8, chloroplastic. The coding region runs from base 148 to 636 and encodes 162 amino acids. The transcript has 3 exons. NCBI's taxonomy places the organism in Eukaryota, Viridiplantae, Streptophyta, Magnoliopsida, Brassicales, Brassicaceae. The record is from RefSeq and is a predicted model, not a curated record.